AUGACGAACGCUGGUGUUCGACAUAGGUUUAGAGGAAGCAUAAAUGCAGUGAAAAUCAGAGCACCACAAAUUGGAGGUAGUUUCGCAGUGUGGGGUGGACUGUUCUCUACAAUUGAUUGUGGUUUGGUGAAACUCCGUGGCAAAGAAGAUCCUUGGAACUCCAUCACCAGUGGAGCUCUUACAGGAGCAGUCCUCGCUUCAAGGAGUGGACCGCUAGCCAUGGUCGGCUCAGCCAUGAUGGGAGGCAUUUUGCUAGCAUUAAUUGAAGGUGUAGGGAUUCUUCUAACAAGAUACACAGCACAGCAGUUUCAGAACCCAAAUCCAUUUGCAGAAGACCCAAGCCAGCUACCUCCCAGAGAUGCAUCUUCCCCUCAAGGAUAUCGCGGCUUUGGUCAGUACCAGUAGUUUAUGUGAUUAACUUUAUGAGCCAAGCACCAACUAAUAAUUCAAACUGCAGAUACAGAACUUUGGCUUUCCUGAUGCAGAAUUUUAUAAAACUUUCUUUUUUAUUGUCAAAGAAGAUGAAGUCCAUACCACCAUCAGUGUCUGAAAUCGUUCUCGGUUUGCAUCUCGCCAUUUUUUCAUUGCUCACCAAGAAGUCUCUUGUGAAAUUCUGAGUAUGGACGAACAGAGCUCAUCACAAAAUGGAUAGUUCUUUCACUUCUGCAGAUUCGUCUUCAGUACCUCCUAAUAGCACUGCACAAGAUGCAUCAUCGCUGGUCACAGAUGACUGUGCACUUGCUGUAUAGGUUUUAUUUAUAACUUUCAUAUAAGACAGUUGGUUACUGAGAUGCGUGUUGAAUUAAACUGGUGGUAAUGGCCACUGUGGGUAGUGAAGAGAAUUUAACAUAUUGAAUAUCUUAACUUCGUGGCUACCUCAGUAUAAUUUUGGUGGUUGUAUUCUGGAAUUCAUUUACUCAUGUAUGCCCUUCUGUUAUUAAAAUAAAAUUGAAGUAUCUUUAUUGUA
This is a messenger RNA of Protopterus annectens (West African lungfish), 967 nucleotides long. RefSeq names its product mitochondrial import inner membrane translocase subunit Tim17-B-like. Lineage: Eukaryota; Metazoa; Chordata; Ceratodontiformes; Protopteridae. The transcript has 6 exons. The coding region runs from base 1 to 405 and encodes 134 amino acids. Gene Ontology annotation, molecular function: transmembrane protein transporter activity. Gene Ontology annotation, biological process: protein import into mitochondrial matrix. Gene Ontology annotation, cellular component: mitochondrial inner membrane; TIM23 mitochondrial import inner membrane translocase complex. The record is from RefSeq and is a predicted model, not a curated record.